Rubroshorea leprosula is the source of this 1581-nucleotide messenger RNA. The record is from the annotation of a GenBank genome assembly. Lineage: Eukaryota; Viridiplantae; Streptophyta; Magnoliopsida; Malvales; Dipterocarpaceae.
CUUUUCUAUUUAGUGGCAUUUCCCAGCGAAGACUCCCAAGAUGGUUGCUUUGCAGUCACAAUUCACAAUCUUUUAAAGUAUUUUUAGGCGAUUUUUUUCGCUUCUGAAAAAGGGAGGACGAGCAAUAACAAAGAGCAAAGACCCUUUACAGCUUACCAUCAUCAUCAGAACAGCCAGGCCAACUUUGGCCUUCUAAUUCAUCCUUUUUCUGACUUUGAAUUUUGGGACAAGUGUCUCGAUUGGAAUUUGGGUUAGAGAUGGCUGCAAGGAUUGGAUGCUGUGAAUUGUAAACAGCGGUGUUAUAAAAUUUUUAAUUUUAUGGAUUGCUUAUGCUGCUUUAAUGCAUCCGACUCUGAGCUUGCAGGCCAUUCAUCAUCUAGUUCUGCGAAGGGAAAAAGCCAUGAGGGUAUAAUCAACUAUGGUUUCAGCCUAGUAGAAGGGAAAGCUAAUCAUUCUAUGGAGGAUUAUCAUGUAGCUAAGUUCGUGCAGAUUGAAGAACAUGAAUUAGGGCUGUUUGCUAUUUAUGAUGGUCAUAUGGGAAAUAGUGUACCUGCCUACCUACAGAAGCAUUUGUUUGCCAAUAUUCUGAAGGAGGAAGAGUUUUGGGUUGACCCGCCUAAAUCAAUCUCAAAAGCUUAUGAGAGGACUGAUCAAGCUAUCCUCUCAAAUAGUUCUGACCUGGGCCAUGGUGGGUCAACUGCUGUAACAGCAAUUUUGAUAAAUGGACUAAGGCUAUGGGUGGCUAAUGUUGGAGAUUCACGAGCAGUUCUUUCAAGAGGGGGCAUUGCAGUACAGAUGACUACAGAUCAUGAACCCAAUAGCGAACGAGGCAGCAUUGAAAAUAAAGGCGGCUUUGUCUCAAACUUGCCAGGAGACGUUCCUCGUGUUAAUGGGCAGCUGGCAGUUUCUCGUGCCUUUGGGGACAAGAACCUUAAAUCACAUCUGCGAUCUGAUCCAGACAUAAAAUGUACCAACAUAGAUAACAAUACUGAUAUUCUAAUUCUUGCAAGUGACGGUCUUUGGAAGGUGAUGGCUAAUCAAGAGGCUGUUGAUAUUGCAAGAAGGUACAGAGACCCACAGAAGGCAGCCAAGAAACUAACAGCCGAAGCAGUGAACAGAGAUAGUAGAGAUGACAUAUCCUGCGUUGUUGUUAGAUUUAGGUGAUAGAACCUUUCAAACCACAUUACUUUCCUGGUGCAGUACAUGCUGAAAUAAGAGUUUUACACAGGAUAUGGGUUAGACCAACAUGAAAAAAUAUAAAACUGGCUGGGGUUGAUCUUCGAAAUUCUGCAGACGUUGAGGUGUGGACAUUGCCGAAUUGAAUGAAAAUACCGAAGGAAUCUCCCCAUGUAUAUUUGUUCUAUUCAUGAGCUUCGGCCUUGAGAUGUUUGACAUUGUUUGAUUUCUUUAUACAAGGUCAAUUAGGAAUAUGAUGUAUAUUCUUGCCUUGUAUGUAGAUUAUGAACUUGGUCUUCAGUCCUGAUUGUUCUCAGAGGAAUUUUCAUGGUGUGGUUCAAUGUAGUUACCAAGGAAGUCUUUGUGUCUAUUUUUUUUUUUUUUAAAUAAAAAUUAAAAAAUAAA